Messenger RNA from Fopius arisanus, 2127 nucleotides. RefSeq names its product facilitated trehalose transporter Tret1. Gene Ontology annotation, molecular function: sugar transmembrane transporter activity. The record is from RefSeq and is a predicted model, not a curated record. Bases 454 to 1947 code for a protein of 497 amino acids. Gene Ontology annotation, cellular component: membrane. Lineage: Eukaryota; Metazoa; Arthropoda; Insecta; Hymenoptera; Braconidae. Gene Ontology annotation, biological process: transmembrane transport; carbohydrate transport. The transcript has 2 exons.
GUACUGGCUGUUAGCCCGGGACACGAUCAUCAUUGUCGUCAGACAGUCUGGAUGAUGAUGUGCGAAGAUCAACGUUGAGGGGGCCGUCGUAUAAAGUCAUUACAAGACAAGGAGACAUAUUACAAAUUGCCUGGGGUGAUUGUCCCCUCGAUCGAUCCUCAAUAGGUCAUUAGUGGAAAAAUAACGAAAUCAGUAGUGUCUACACUGGGUGAAUGCUUUGUUAAAGUGCGAGAAAUGUUCCUUACCGGUGUAUUUCAAAGGGAAAAAUGCCAAUUCAGACGUUCACGAGCCAGAUCGUUCAUCAGACAUAAAUCUGCCGAGAUAACAGAAUCAUAAAGACGACAAAGAAGUGGUGAGGGAAUUUUAGCGGUUUCCCAGUGUUUUGACAUCUUUUUGUUCAGUGUAUAAUUGGGUGAGUGACAGGAUACGACGCGUGGAGAUAUUGGAGGCGCUAUGGAAAUGCAAACAGUGGAAAAAGAUAUGAAGGAAGCGAGUAAAGAAAAAAAUGGGCUUCUUGAGCCAAUGCUGACGAAACCAGCGGUACGGCUCAAGGAGGGGCAAAAAAUUUUCCAAUGUCUCUCUACUCUAAUAGUCGGGCUGAUGGCAAUGCAGAGUGGAAUGACAUUGAGUUGGACAUCACCAACGACACCUUAUUUGGAGCUGAAUACUUCGUUUCUCGGUGGUCUCGAUGGUACUCAAGUAUCGUGGGUCAGUUCUUUGAUGCCCCUGGGUGCUGUUGUCGGUGCAUUACCAACGGGAAUGAUAGCCGAUGCAAUCGGAAGAAAAUCAGCAUUAAUUUUAACAACUCUUCCACUCCUCUUGUCUUGGCUAAUGAUCAUAUUGCUGAGUAGUCUAAACACUUUGUAUGCAGCUAGAUUUAUUGGAGGAAUUGGAUCUGGAGCAGUAUGUGUUCUAGUACCCCUCUACAUCGGCGAGGUCGCUGAACCCUCGAUUCGUGGUGCCCUAGGAUCAUGCUUUGCGCUGUUAUUUUCCUCAGGUGUUGUUUUUAUAUACAUCGUUGGUGCCUACACCAACUACGUUACCCUCAAUAUUGCCUGCUGUGGUAUGCUUCUGCCUUUUUUUCUCUCUUUUUAUUUUCUUCCCGAGUCACCCAUCUGGCUCGUCCAAAAUAAUCGCAUCAAAGAGGCGGAAGAAUCACUGGCUGUACUCAGAGGAAGAGGCUACGAGCCCAAAUGGGAGAUAACUAUGCUACAGGAGGAGGCUGAUCGGGUCAUGAGAAGUCGUGGGGGUUUUAGGGAUUUAAUUGGUACACGUGCUGGUAGAAAGGCCAUUGGAACAUGCCUUGGGCUCAUGUGGUUCCAACAGAUGUGUGGCAUAGACGCCGUUCUCUUCUAUACUGUAAAAAUCUUCCAGGAAGCUCAGAGUUCCAUUGAUCCAUUUUUAGCUACCAUAGUUAUCGGGCUAAUUGAAGUUGUUAUGGCAGCAGUUGUGGCUAUUACCAUUGACAAAUUCGGGAGGAAGCCACUGCUCGUUCUUUCUGGAACUGCCAUGACUCUGUGUCUCGGAGUACUUGGAUACUACUUUAAACUUCAAACCGAUGGGUUCGAUGUGCGAUCAAUUGCAUGGCUGCCAUUGACCAGUCUUGCCCUCUUCAAUGUUGUCUUUAGCGUUGGGUUUGGAUCCGUGCCCUUUGCUGUCAUCAGUGAACUCUUCCCUCCAGAGACCAAGGGAGUCGCCAUUAGUAUGUCCAUUAUUGUCAAUUGGACUCUUGUAUUCGUUGUCACUAAAUUUUAUCCACCUAUGAUUUGUCUCAUCGGACAAGCUAAGACAUUCUGGUUUUUUUCAUCCAUGGCCGGCGCAUCAGCUGUAUUUUCCUUUAUAUUUGUGCCUGAGACCAAGGGAAAAACUCUCCAGGAAAUUCAGACGAAAUUGUCUAUUAAGAGGGCUUCCAUUAAAAAUGUCCCCAAUGUCGAGACGACUUCAUGAUUCUUGCCAUAUGGCCAUUAUGGGCAAUUGUGAUUUUACAGACUGAUCUAUGAUCCAUUAUAGUUUUUAUUAAACUUGUCAGUUAUCCAUUAAAUUUCUAUGUACACAUUAUGAUUUAUUGUGCCAUAUCGAUAAUUAUCCAUUAUUAAUAUAAAUGAAUAAAUGAUACAAUGUUUUCAA